AUGGAUCCACAAUGGUAUUAUGAGCAACGAUACCACCGCGAAGUGAGCCCAACGGCGGCCGGUGCUUCGGAUCGACAAAGCAACAAAAAGAAGUCGAAAUCGGUGAAGACUCCCGAUCAAGGGAAAAACCAGAAAUCAACAAAAAGCAGCGGCAAGGAACCCGAGAAGAAAUCGUCAAAGAGGCUAAUACGUGCCGCGCAAAGCAGCCGCGAACCGCUGGAGAGAAGCAGUCGAGAGUCGGAAGAUGCAAAAACAGAGAAGAUAGCGCCCGACAAUGCGCCGUCGACGACGCAUACAACUGGGGAAGCCGGGCUGAAGCUGGCAGCAGCUAUAUAUUUUCUGCAAUGGCAGCAAACCGCUCUCCAAGCUUACACUCGCUCGAUCAACGAUCUCUACGUGAAACCGCUCAUUGAACAUGUUACUGGAAACAAGCUGAAAUCCGUUUUCAUUGUUUAUACUUUCACUUUAAAUGGAACACUUGACUUCUCGGGAAAAGAACGUGAAGAAUUGAAAGCCGGGCCGCAAGAAGAGGAGCUUACCGAGCAUCAACGGUUGAAAUUGCGACUACAAGAAGCAACGAAUCGCAACUGGGACGACGAUGGUCUUCAUUCAAAUGCCGGUGAGCAGAAAGCGACCCUGGUCGAGAUGGCAGUGUUAUAUCGAAUGAGGACGCUUGUUCAGAUGUGCGGCUCCUUGCUCGAAAUUGAGGCAAAGUUAAACAAGUGGUUGAUGAAAAAUAUUCAGAGUUUGGUCGCCCAUUCUGCCUCAUUGAACUUGUUGCCUUAUGCGAGCUACGCUUUCGAGGCUACCUCGACUCUCAGCGAGGUCUUUCAACUCUCAAUUGUGGAUCGGGACAAGUGCAAGCCUGAAUUUGCGCACUUUUUGAGAAAAACGGAAAAAGUGGACGAUUACCCGAGCAAUCAACAGAUUAAAAUUGACAAGGAGAAUGUGCGCGGCUACAUUCGAAAAGUGGAAGCACAGUGCAAUUGCUUUAGAGCUUGCGUCUAUGUGAUCGGUUCUUGUUUUGUGGCGACGAUCCACUCGUUGCUUCGAGUGAUUCCUCCGGAGAGAAUCGACAUUCGACCGAGAGAGGUUGAGGAUGUGUUGAAUCGUUUACCUUCUCCAUUUCGUGAUCCACCAGCGUUGCGUCUUUCCGCCUACUCGGCUGAUCUGCUUUACGAUGCACCACCAUCUAUCUGGCAGUACCCGCAACUACCACAAGGAAAACCGAUGAAUCCUGAUCACCGUGCUGAUUGGGAUGCGUAUUCGGAAGCAUCGGUCAAUGAAGAGGACGAGGAUUUGGAAAGGAAUGUGGAACCAAAAGUUCUGGAAUCGCCUCGAUCAACGAAGAAAGAGGAGAAAUCACAUCGGAAAGAGACUGUCGUACGUGAAGUGGAUGAGAGUGCCAAGCAGAAGCACACGCAAACCGACAGAAAUAAACCGAAAAAGGGAAAACCU
This is a messenger RNA of Mesorhabditis belari, 1458 nucleotides long. Lineage: Eukaryota; Metazoa; Nematoda; Chromadorea; Rhabditida; Rhabditidae. The record is from the annotation of a GenBank genome assembly.